Cryphonectria parasitica EP155 is the source of this 1320-nucleotide messenger RNA. It is a transcript of the gene Slu7, whose product is annotated as putative Slu7, mRNA splicing protein. Gene Ontology annotation, cellular component: spliceosomal complex. The record is from RefSeq and is a predicted model, not a curated record. Gene Ontology annotation, molecular function: zinc ion binding; pre-mRNA 3'-splice site binding. The coding region runs from base 1 to 1320 and encodes 439 amino acids. Gene Ontology annotation, biological process: mRNA splicing, via spliceosome. The transcript is spliced from 2 exons. NCBI's taxonomy places the organism in Eukaryota, Fungi, Ascomycota, Sordariomycetes, Diaporthales, Cryphonectriaceae.
AUGCCUCCAAGACCACCACCCUCAAAACGCCCCGCCGUCGGGCCUGUCAAAGAAGAAAACACCUACAUCCCCCAGUUUAUCACAAAGCGUCCCUUCUACGCUGGUGAGGGUGAAGACACCGAUUAUCUCGAACAUCAACGUCUACGAAAAAAGCAUGAAGACUCGGCGUGGUACGACCGCAGCAAGAAGGGCGUGGCGGCGACCAAGUAUCGCAAGGGCGCGUGCGAAAACUGUGGCGCGAUGGGCCACAAGGCCAAAGACUGUCUGGAACGACCGCGCAAGAAGGGGGCAAAAUGGACGAACCAAGACAUCAAGGGGGACGACGUAGUGCAGGACGUCCAGAUGAGUUGGGAUGCAAAGAGAGACCGGUGGAACGGAUAUGAUGCCAAGGAACACCGGCAGGAGGAUGGUGAAAAUAAAUUCGACGAGGGCGACAAGUACGCCGACACGGUCGACCUGAGCAAGCUGAAGAACACGACCGCCCGGCAGCUGCGAUUACGAGAGGAUACCGCGAAGUAUCUCCUGAAUCUGGACCUCGAGUCAGCCAAAUACGAUCCCAAGCGACGAAGACUGGUAGAUAGUGGCGCACUGGCGGACAAUACGGCUGAGUUGUUCAAAGAGGAGGGCUUCGUGCGGGCCUCGGGCGAUGCGACCGAGUUCGAGAAAGCAACGCGAUAUGCGUGGGAGGCGCUGGACAAGACGGGCGACAACACUCAGCACUUGCAGGCCAACCCGACAGCAGGAGAGUUCUACCGCAAGAAGGAGAGGGAAGAAGCAGAGAAGAAGCGCCUGGAGAGGGAGAAGGCUCUCCGCGACAAGUACGGCGAGGGUUCGUCAACCAUGCCUGCUGCGCUCCAGAAAAUGGUGGUCACCGAGAGCGAGCAAUUUGUUGAGUAUGACGAGUAUGGUCUGGUCAAGGGCCACCGGGCUUCCGCCAAGUCCAAGUAUCCGGAGGAUGUCCACCCCAACAACCACACAUCAGUCUUUGGUAGCUGGUGGUCGAAUUUCCAGUGGGGAUACGAGUGUUGUCACUCUACGAUGAAGAACAGCUACUGUACUGGAGAGGAUGGCAAGAGGGCCUUCGAGGCCUCCGAGCGACAACGGACCGGCGCAGGGCUGGUCGAGGGAGAAGAUGUCAUCGGGGAGGACGAGCCACCCGCAGAACAAAAGGAUCAAGCUGGCAACAAGGCGAAGCAGCUCUCAAGAGAAGAGAUGGCGAGUGGCAUCACGGAGGAGGAGAUGGACGAAUACCGGCGCAAACGUACUGUUGCAGAUGACCCGAUGGCCAACUUCCUGGGCAAGGAUGAACUAGUGCAUUAG